This is a messenger RNA of Pieris napi, 1598 nucleotides long. It is a transcript of the gene Bem46, whose product is annotated as protein ABHD13. The transcript has 5 exons. Gene Ontology annotation, molecular function: palmitoyl-(protein) hydrolase activity. The record is from RefSeq and is a predicted model, not a curated record. Gene Ontology annotation, cellular component: membrane. The coding region runs from base 179 to 1186 and encodes 335 amino acids. NCBI's taxonomy places the organism in Eukaryota, Metazoa, Arthropoda, Insecta, Lepidoptera, Pieridae.
UCGUUGUCAAAAAGAUUGUUUUCAUCAAAUCGUAUUUAUGUUUAUAAAUAUUUCAAGAUGAAUUAUUUAAAGAAAACAUCUUGUUUUCGCAUUCUCAUGGUAUACCAUCUUUCAGAAAUCAUAUAACUGUUUUUUUAAAAAUGAGAUUCUCUACACAUAUUAAAAAGACACAAUUAACAUGUAUCACAUAAUUAGAGUAAUUUUAUACAGACUAUGGGUGGUUGCUAUGUUUAUUUUAUUUUCUAGUAUAAUAGUGUUUUGGUUUUAUGGAUCAGCUAUAGGCGCCAUCGUAUUUAUGCUGGGAUUUUCAGGAAUCCUAUAUAAUGCUCAAGAUCUUCUGUUGUACUACCCAAAUGACCCACCUGAUUCUAGAGCCUUUGUUUUACAUCCAAGUAAUUACAAACUUCCUUUUGAAAGUAUUAAAAUUAACAGCAAAGACGGAGUAAAAAUUCAUAUUUUCCUCAUUAAGCAACAAGACAAUAGUAAUAAUGUCCCUACAAUGAUAUUUUUUCAUGGAAAUGCAGGCAAUAUGGGUCAAAGACUAGCAAAUGUAUCUGGAUUUUAUCACAAGCUCAAUAUUAACAUAUUGAUGAUGGAAUACAGAGGGUAUGGCUUCUCAGAAGGGUCACCAUCAGAACAAGGAUUGUAUAUUGAUGCACAAACUGCCUUUGACUAUCUUAUGCAAAGAAGUGAUAUUGACAGGAAUAAAAUAUUCUUAUUUGGACGAUCUUUAGGUGGAGCAGUAGCUAUUGAUCUUGCUUCUAGAUUACAUAACAGAAAUAAACUUUGGGCAAUGGUAGUUGAAAAUACUUUUACAAGCAUUCCAGAUAUGGCUAAAAUUAUUCUCAAAUGGAGAUGUUUACUAUGGCUUCCACAAAUAUUUCAUAAAAAUAAGUAUUUGUCUUUAAAGAAAAUCGGGAAUGUUGUCACCCCAACACUAGUUGUAUGUGGUACAAAUGAUACUUUGGUGCCACCACCAAUGGCCAAAGAGCUAUACUUAAGAUGUGGUGCUGUCUGCAAGAAGAUAGCUGAAAUGCCUGGUGGAGGACAUGAUAAUACUUGGACAUGUCGAGAUUAUUAUUCUACAAUACAACAGUUUCUUGUGAAUUUGCCACCGGUAACAAAAAAUAUAGUCCCUUUUUUUGAUAGUGAAGGUGAGCCCCACAAAAUAGUACAUAUUGUAUAGCUUUCACAUUAUAAAACUAUUGUGAUAUCAUGUACAAAAUAUGUUUUUAGUUUUAUAUUUAUCUCUGAUUGCACAAACAAAAAUGUAUGAGGAAUUUUACUUGUUCCUAGUAUUUGUAAUUUCAUAGUAUCAAAAGAUUUGAUAUAAAAAAGUUUAUUUAACAGUGAAAAAUUUAUGUUUUAGUAGUAAAUGAUGUCAGUUUAUUGCACAAACCUUGAUAAUUAUAUAAUUUAGUUUAUAGAUUAAUAACUAGUAGCAAUAAUGCACACUAAAAUGUUACAAUUAUUUGCCACAAUUUUGUACUCUUUUGUCUGUGUAACCCAUAAUUCUUUAAAAAAUAUAUAUGAUAAUUUAUAUUUUUUUAAAGUUAAAAUAUGAUAAGUUAUAUUAUUAUUAUUAUUACUGGUUGUUU